GGUUUAUGUUUUUAGAAGUGUAAUACAAUAAAAAUAAAAUAUUACUAUAGAAAGCAGUAUUUUAAAAUAUAUUUGCAGUUUAUCAGAAGCCUUUUUUCCUUGAUAUGCAUAGGCUGAUUAGAUAAAUGACAUUCUUGACCACUGACAGAUUUUCAGUGAAUCCUAAAUCAAAAUCCUCUUGUCUUGAGUUGUGCUUUACUUCUAGUAAGUAUUUAUUUAAAAUUGUAAACAUUUUUAGGUAUUGUAAAAUUACCAAAUCUGUUUUAUACUGAAUAUAUCUAACUGUGUGACUCUUUUCAAAGCAUUCUGCAAGAUGAGUCCUCUUAAGGUGGUUACAGUCCAUAAGAGCAUGCAUUUUGAAGAUGGAGAAAAGCAUCUAAAAUGUGGAGAAGAGGCUGUGACAGAUGAAGAUAUUGAGGAGAAUGAUUGCAUUGGCUCUGAAAACAUGUCCAGCAAGAGACAGGAGGCAGUGACGUACACACAGGAGCUGGGUGAAGAAGACACCGUAGAAAACGAAGACCCUCUCCAGCACAGUAUGAGUGACGUGAUUUACCAUGUAUCUCCUCUGGAGUCCAUUAAAGAGCUGGUCGAAAUGGAUGGGAGAGAAGAGGAAGUGUCUACAAUUGAAAGGUGCCCAGGAGAUGGGGCUUCCAAGAUCAAAAAGAAGGUUGCUGAUGGAGAAGUCACUGAUCCUCAGGAAGAAGAGGAGAACCAUCUGGCAAGUAUGGGUGACUCAAUGCAAGCAUAUUUAGGAGCUCUCCUUGGUGAUAAUGGAGGUGUUUUACUUGCAGAUCACGCCUAUACAAACAUUGAUAGUGCUCACUCUGACCAUAUCACUCCUGGAGGUGAGGAAGACCAUGGUACUGUGGGUGGACUGCAAGAGGAGGUAAGCUGGGAACAAAUUGUUGCAUCAGACUGUAAGGGAGUGAGCAAGGCUGUAGAGGAGCAUUGCCCAUCAAUCGAGAAAGUGAGUGAGGACAACUUUUGGCAUGUUACAAAUUCUACAGAUUGUAGGCUGGAUUGUGAUUCUCUUGGGGAAUUGCAGGCUCUCAAGCUAAAGCAUGCUUCACACCAGACUGAAAUAAACAGACUGUGUGCAGAGCAGAAUGACUCCAAAGUGAGGAUAGGGGAGCUGCAAUCAGAGCUGAACACUGAGAAGCUGAAAGACGAGGGCCAUGUCCACAGAAUCAGGGAGCUGGAAACUGAAGUAGCUAAUAGUUCUCUAAUUGAAGUGCUUACUGAGUGCAAGUCGAAGGUGGAACAAUUGGAGGAGCUACAAUUUUCAUCACAACAACUGGCCAUUCAGCUUCAAGAGGUGAACAGGAUCGUGGUCCACUUGCAGAAAAGAAUUGAAUAUCUGGAGGAAGACAAGAAUAAAAAACUUGUGGAUAUUGUUAAACUGACGCAUGAGCUGGCAGAGACCAGGGGAGCUUUGCUGACAAAGAGUGAGGAGAUGGAGAACACCAAGGCGCUGGUGCGGACCUUGAGCUCGGAGCUCAGAAACAACCAGGGUCACUUGAACAGCCACAAUAGCACUCAGUCUCGGAGAAAACCCCAAAAAGAUGGAAGCGAUUCCAAAGUCUGUGUGCUCUUGUGAUAACAAAUCAGCAGCACCCUGCCCAAAGUAAGCUAGUGGCACAAACUGUUCCGUUGCUGUGACUGUAAGAGGGUUGAAGGGAUGAGUAAAAGUUUAGAUCAUAAAGACUGCAAGUAAUUCUAAAUCUUGUGUACAUAGCCUCAUGUUUCAAGUCCUUCGGGUGUAGUGUUCUAGCUUUUUAUUUUUAAACGCUUGACAUGUUUGAAAGUUGAAAAGGGACAUAUCAGCUGUGUAGGUGUUUCAUGUAAGAUAUGAUCAGUAUCAUCAAAUGAAAAUGCAGGUUCUGUACUGAAGGGUAGUGCAAGGGAAGCUAUAAUCGUGUGAGCCAUUGGUACACCAGUGGUAACUUUUUAUUUUUAUAUCAAAAAGUUUGAACCAACACGCAAGCAAUCCAUUGCAUAUUCUUCAGAAUAAUGCUGCAUCCCAAAUACUGCUAGGUUCAAUAACAGACCUUUGAGCUCUUCUUUUGAUGAUUUUAAUGGAUUAAGGAUACAUAUGUACAUA
Messenger RNA from Acipenser ruthenus (sterlet), 2101 nucleotides. RefSeq lists its product as uncharacterized. The transcript is spliced from 2 exons. The coding region runs from base 314 to 1597 and encodes 427 amino acids. The record is from RefSeq and is a predicted model, not a curated record. Lineage: Eukaryota; Metazoa; Chordata; Actinopteri; Acipenseriformes; Acipenseridae.